AUGGAGGCCCUCAUCAACGACCACCAAAGCCAGAACCUGGACGCACUCCUAAUCCAGGAACCGUCCAUCAACACCUAUCGAACCCAUGUCAACCAUAGCGCAUGGCGCUUGUACAGGCCAACGGUCGAGACAGAUGCGGUUCGGUUCCGGAGCCUAAUCUAUGUGAACCGGAGUCUUUCUACUUCCUCACACCGCCAGAUCCCAUGCUCCCACCCCGACAUCGUGGCUAUCAAGAUCUGGACAGCUGAAUCCCAAACCCUUAUUUUUUCUGUUUACAUCCCACCUAUUCCGCUAUACACCCCGGAUAAUGCAUCAGCAGAACCAGCGCUCACAGCGAUUCAAAACACUAUUUCGGACGCCCUUCGGGAUGACCGACGGUCGACGAAGAUCAUCCUCGCCGGAGACUUCAACCGACACCACCCGACCUGGGGAGGAAACAACAUCCCGCCACGGUUCAUCGAAGACGCAAGCGACCUGAUCGACUUCUUCCAAACUCACAACCUACAUAGUUGCCUCCCUAGAGGGACGGCGACCUACUGGUCCCUCAGCCAGCCAGGGAGGAUCUCAACUAUUGACCAGACGGUGACCAAUCGCCCAGACCUACUCAUUAAAUGCCACCUCUACCACGAACAUUACGGGUCUGACCACCGCGCCACGUAUUCGGAGUGGGCCCUCCAAACCCACCGCAUCACCACUGCCCAGAAACGAAAGGCAUACAGCCGUGCAGACUGGAACAAGAUCGGCGAAAAUGUAGCGAGGCAGACUGGACCUCGGAAAGAAAUCAAAACCCGCCCAACCCUCGACGACACGGUACAGAAACUCAUAGACGCAACCACGGAAGCCGUGAACCAGUACACGCCUAACACGCGCCCAUGUCCAUACUCUAAGCGUUGGUUUACGCCAGACCUCAAAGCACAACAGAGCAUAGUCAACCGAAUUCGUCGGAGAUGGCAGCAGAGCUGCGCAUCUCUUGGACGUGACCACCCUCACACAAAAGAUGCUUUCCGGGAGAUGCAGGAAAGUCGACGGGCCUGGACCCGGACGAUUGAGAAAGCCAGGGCAUCUCGCUGGAAGCAAUUCCUCGACGAAGCAGGAGAAGGAAAACUCUGGAAAGCUGCCACCUACAUGAAACCGCGAGAUAGCUGGGGCUGUGUUCCAACCCUGAGGGUGGACGACCACGAAGUCACCGAGAACGAACCCAAAGCGCAGGCCUUCCUCAACUCCUUCUUCCCAGAAAUGAGUACACCAGACGACAGUGUGUCAACGGCGGCACCGUUGGAACUCCCAUGGCAACCUAUCACCGAGCUAGAGAUCCAACGAUCUCUUAAAUCUGCCAAAGGGACCACCGCACCGGGAGAAGAUAACCUACCAAUGCUAGUAUGGAAACAGCUAUGGACACACCUAAGGAGUGUCAUCACCGGGAUAUUCAAUGCCUCAGUGAAUCUAGGGUACCACCCGAGACAAUGGCGGACCGCGAAGAUUGUGGUGCUAAGGAAACCCGGGAAACCGGAUUACUCGAUCCCUGGUGCCUAUCGCCCGAUCUCCCUCCUCAACACACUGGGUAAGCUCCUAGAAGCAGUCGUCGCCAGACGACUCUCACACCUUGCUGAAAAGCACGGGCUGCUACCGGACACUCAGUUCGGCGGUCGCCCGGGAAGGACCACAGAACAAGCGCUGCUGGUACUCUCGAAUGCGAUCGACCGGGCAUGGUACAAGCACAAAGUGGUCACUCUUGUGGCAUUCGAUCUGAAAGGAGCCUUCAACGGAGUCCACAGGACAAGCCUAGACGCCUGCCUCGAGCCAAAAGGAUUCCCACCGUAG
Molecule: messenger RNA, 1821 nt
Organism: Penicillium brasilianum
Lineage: Eukaryota; Fungi; Ascomycota; Eurotiomycetes; Eurotiales; Aspergillaceae
Source: the annotation of a GenBank genome assembly